CCUGAAAGAGCUCAUUGUAGAGGCUGGGAUGUGAUUGCAUGAGCACUAUGAUACUGGUAUGGAGCUAGCUAGCUAACUGUAUUAGUUGGUCAGCACUGGAGGGGCUUAGCUUGCUCCUAGCAGACGGGGAUUUCUGAAGUCUGAAUCAUGGACAUAGUCAUUACUAUCAACUGGGAGUGGAGCAGAAAUUGUGCAAGAGACGGAUAGGGCAUGUUUCUAAAAAUUGAGCGGUUAAUGCUUCGAGUCAGAGUUCCAAGAGACCAUUCCGUUCGGAUAGAUGCAUUCCGAGUACUGUUUUAGGAUCCGUACGCUUGUUCAUCCACAUGUGUUCUUCACUGAAGUGGCCAGGCGGGGGUAAAACAGGAGACGCUGAGCGAGAAAAAAGCUCAAUUUGCGGAUAUUUUUUUCCGUUUGACUGGGGUUUCUGAAUUUGAAGAGAAGGAGAGGACGACACAUACUCGUUGCUAACUAUUUCUUGAACCAGGCUGAAACAUGGGGAACGCAGGGAGUAUGGACCAACAGGCUGAUUUCAGGGGUCAUAACAUGCCUUUGAAACUCCCCAUGCCAGAGCCAGGUGAACUGGAGGAAAGAUUCGCAAUUGUUUUGAGUUGUAUGAACCUCCCUCCAGACAAAGCCAGACUACUGCGUCAGUACGACAACGAGAAGAAGUGGGAGCUCAUCUGUGACCAGGAAAGGUUCCAGGUGAAGAACCCCCCGCAUACGUACAUUCAGAAGCUGAGGGGUUAUCUGGACCCCGCCGUCACCAGCAAGAAAUUCAGACGAAGAGUACAGGAGUCCACACAAGUCCUGAGGGAACUGGAAAUUUCAUUACGGACCAAUCACAUCGGGUGGGUGAGAGAGUUCCUGAACGAGGACAACAAAGGUCUGGAUGUUCUGGUGGAAUAUCUUUCUUUUGCACAGUAUGCUGUCACAUUUGACGGAGAUGGUGUUGAGAGUAGUACAGACAGCUUUGUGGACAAGACCAAACCCUGGAGCCGCUCCAUAGAGGACCUCCAUGGAGGAGGACCCCUCCUCACCCCCCCCACCAGUGGCAACAACCUGUCCCGUAUAGGACGCCACUCAACGCUACGUUGUAACACGCUCCCCAGCAGGCGGACGCUGAAGAACUCCAGGAUGGUGUGUAAGAAGGACGACGUCCACGUCUGCAUCAUGUGCCUCCGAGCCAUCAUGAACUACCAGUAUGGCUUCAACAUGGUCAUGUCGCACCCUCAUGCUGUGAAUGAAAUUGCACUUAGUCUCAACAAUAAGAACCCUAGAACCAAAGCCCUGGUACUGGAGCUGCUGGCAGCUGUGUGUCUGGUGAGGGGAGGACACGAAAUCAUCCUCUCCGCCUUCGACAACUUUAAGGAGGUGUGCUCUGAGGACCAGAGGUUUGAGAAGCUGAUGGAACACUUCAAGAACGAGGACAACAACAUCGACUUCAUGGUGGCCUGCAUGCAGUUCAUCAACAUCGUGGUCCACUCAGUGGAGGACAUGAACUUCAGAGUCCACCUGCAGUACAACUUCACCAAGCUGCGUCUUGAUGAGUAUCUGGACAAGCUGAAACACACAGAGAGUGACAAGCUGCAGGUGCAGAUCCAGGCCUACCUUGACAACGUGUUUGAUGUUGGCGCUCUGCUGGAGGACGCAGAGACCAAGAACGCAGCGCUGGAGCGCGUGGAGGAGCUGGAGGAGAAUGUGUCACACAUGACAGAGAAGCUGCUGGACACAGAGAACGAGGCCAUGGCUAAGAUCGUGGAAUUGGAGAAACAGCUGAUGCAGAGGAACAAUGACCUGGAGAGCAUUAGGGAAGUGUACAAAGACGCCAGCUCGCAGGUGCAUACGUUGCGCCGCAUGGUGAAGGAGAAGGACGAGGCCAUCCAGAAGCAAGGCGACCUGGAGAAGAAGAUCCAGGCCCUGGAGAUGCGGAAGAACCCUGGAGGCGUCCUGUCCUCGGCCCCCCCCCUGCUCCCGGGAGGGGAGGGGGGCACAGGCAUGGCCAAUGGCACUGGCAGCGGCCCUGCGGGGCAUGACAACGUUGGGGGGGCCCCAGGGGUGCCCUCGCCGCCCCCUCCUCCCCUCGCUGCUGGGUCAGUACCAAAUGGUCUGACAGCCCCUCCCCCUCCUCCCCCUCCCCCCCCUCCCCCGGGCCCUCCCAUCAUGUCUGGCCCCCCGCCCCCCCCUGCGGCCCCCCCCCUGCCAGGCUGCGGCUCUCCCACCGUCAUCUUUAACGCAGGGUUAGCAGCUGUGAAGAUCAAGAAGCCCAUUAAGACCAAGUUCCGGAUGCCCGUCUUCAACUGGGUUGCCCUCAAACCCAACCAGAUUAACGGUACCGUGUUCAACGAGAUCGACGAUGAGAGGAUCCUGGAAGAUCUGAACGUAGAUGAGUUUGAGGAGAUGUUUAAGACGAAAGCCCAGGGCCCAGCCAUCGACAUGACCGCAAGCAAGACUAAGGUGAUUCAGAAGGUCCCUCACAAGGUGUCGCUGCUCGACUCCAACCGAGCCAAGAACCUAGCCAUCACCCUGCGCAAGGUGGGCAAGCCCCCUGAGGAGAUCUGCAAGGCCAUCCAGCUGUUCGACCUGCGCACACUGCCGGUGGACUUUGUGGAGUGUCUGAUGCGGUUCCUGCCCACGGAGAACGAGGUGAAGAUCAUGCGUCAGUACGAGAAGGAACGGAAGGCUGUGGACGUGCUGACUGACGAGGAUCGCUUCAUGAUGCAGUUCUCCAGGAUCGAACGGCUCAUGCAGAAGAUGACCAUCAUGGCCUUUGUGGGAAACUUCUGUGAGAGCGUGCAGAUGCUGACCCCGCAACUCCACGCAGUCAUUGCAGCAUCGGUGUCAAUAAAAUCGUCUCAGAAACUGAAGAAGAUUCUGGAAAUCAUCUUGGCUCUAGGAAACUACAUGAACAGCAGUAGAAGAGGAGCAGUGUAUGGCUUCAAGCUGCAGAGUUUAGACCUGCUGUUAGACACAAAGUCGACAGACCGCAAGAUGACCUUGUUGCACUACAUUGCCAAUGUUGUGAAGGACAAAUACCAGCAGGUGUCCCUGUUCUACAACGAACUGCACUAUGUGGAGAAGGCUGCUGCUGUGUCGCUGGAUAACGUUCUCCUGGACAUGCGGGAACUACAGAGGGGGAUGGACCUGAGCAGGAGAGAGUACAGCAUGCAUGGACACAACACCCUCCUCAGAGAUUUCAUCACUCACAACGAGGCCAAGCUCAAGAAGCUGCAGGAGGAAGCCAAAAUCGCACAGGAUGCGUUUGAUGAGGCGGUGAAGUUCUUUGGCGAGAACUCCAAGACCACGCCUCCCUCGGUCUUCUUCCCUGUGUUUGUACGCUUCAUCAAAGCCUACAGGCAAGCAGAGCAGGAUAACGACCAGAGGAGGAGGCAGGAGAUGCUGGAGCAAGAGGCCAUGAUGGAGCUGGAGGACCACAAGUCUCCGUCCCAGAAGAACAGGCGUCAGCAGCAGGAGCUCAUAGCAGAGCUGAGGAAGAAGCAGGUGAAGGACAGCCGCCACGUGUACGAGGGGAAGGACGGUGCCAUCGAGGACAUCAUCACGGAUCUUCGAAACCAGCCUUACCGCAGAGCUGACGCGGUGAGGAGGAGUGUCCGGAGACGGUGUGAUGACCAGAACCUGCGGCCCGUCAACAAUGCUGAAGUGGUCAUGUGACAAGGAGACAGAGGAUGUGCUGGGUCAUGUGUCAAUGAGAUCGAGAAUGUGCUGGGGGGAGAGGGAGGUGAUGGGGAGGAGGGGAAGUGAAGAAAGGGGUUAGGGAUGUUUGAAAUGAAAGACAAGUGAGUGAUGAAAGCAGCCAUAGAUUAAGCAUAUGUAUAAACUAAAUAAGAAUACAUAUCUUCUAUGUACAUAUCUUUCUCCAUGUCUGUGGUCUGAUACUGUGUAAGGAUUAGAGUAAGGAGAGAGAGGAAUAGAAAGAGAGAGAGAGAGAGAGAGAGAGAGAGAGAGAGAGAGAGAGGGAGGGGAAGAGAGAGAAACGUAAGUUCGAGGGAACCUCAGAAAGCCAAGUGCCUGAAAUGAUGUGGUCAGAUGUCUUCCGUUUGUUGUACUUUGUGUUUUUUUUGUUGUUACUUCGAGCAAUACAACUUGACAUGGCUUUAAUAUAGAAUAUUUCCCUCUGUGUUUAACUGAACACAAAUGUCUGUAGUAAAGAGCCUCAGAGAAAUGCAUUGUGGGAAAUGUGUUGAAUGUACGGAACAUCAGGUUCCAUUGCUGUUGAGUGAAUAUGAAUAUGAAAUUCUAUAGUAUCUCACAACAUUCCGGUGCUAUCACCAUUCUAAUUAGAAUACACAAUGUGCAUCACUAGCACUCUAUACAAACCCAUCCCCUUUUCAAUGUUUUACUCAAGGGCUACUGACCUUUUUAAAGAGGACAUGAUUUGUCUUGGAUAAAGUGAUUCAAAAAGUAUUUUUUCAUCAAUGAAACUACGGUGUUACUACCCCAGUUAAGAGGAAGCAUUGGAGAUACUGUUUUGGUGUGGAGCAGGGACGUAGACACCAGGCUAAUGUGAAGCAUAGCUAGCUAACCAUCCAUACUACCUAUUCAACAACACUGCUUGCUCAUGCAGAUUUCCAAGAGCCACACACAGGUCUGCCUAGUGGGGUCAAGCUCAGAAAAGGAAAGGUUCUCUGGUUAGGGUGAGAGGUUAGCUUAAAGGUUCUCUGGUUAGGGUGAGAGGUUAGCUUAAAGGUUCUCUGGGAGUUUUGCUGGACUGUGCGAAAGGCACUUUGGGAUAGUUAGGGAACUUGCUUUGAAAACUGGAUUCCUUUUUACUAUUUUUGUUGUUGUUGUAAGUUUAGGCAGUGGCGUCUACUCACUUGUAAGUUUUAAUGUAUAGUAUUUAACCACUGAACUGUUUCCUGUCAGUUACUUGUGUCCCAUUUAUCCCGAGAGACUGUUUUUGUUUUUGAUUUUUUUCAUAUCAAAACCAUGGUGAACAAACAGCACAAAGUUUUCUAAAUGUACAGAUAUUUUGCUACCAUCAAAGAAAACAAGGUUCAAUUUUUUACUUCUCAUUUAACACAUUUAAUAAUGUACAUAUUGUUUAAACAAUGUUUGCAGCACCCUGUUCUAUACAAUCUGAACGUUGUUUUAACUUAGUUUUUAUUUUUCAUUUUGUAUAUUUAACUAAGCCAAAACCAGAGAUGACUGCCUACCAUUAACUAGUAAACCAGAGAAUGGCUGGUUAGGGUUAGGUGCCUACCAUUAACUAGCUCUAAUGUCCAAGACCCUGGCAACACGCUGGAGGGGUUUUCCCCAGAUAUGUCAAAUAUGUAAUUAUCUGAGUUAGCCAGCUAACAUGAUAUAUUUGUAUUUACAUCAUGAUAUAUGUUCAUAUAACUGUGAAUUAAAACAUUGUCCUCCAAGAAUUGCUACUCUAUCAACCCAUGAAUUAUAAGGAAUUGACCCCUGAAUUGAAGUAAAAGCUUUGUGAAAGUUAUGUUAGCUUUGCGCCCCAUCUCUGUUGUAAUGAUUGAACUGUUGUCUUCAUUGAUAUCCUGAUGGUAGCAUUGCCAUCUUUCUCCUUUGCUUCUGAUGUCAUUUCUCUGGACGAGAUCAUACCAGCAUGGUUGGGGUCUCUCAUCAGAAAUUUAUUUUAGGCAUUGUGUGCUUAUUACAAAAUACUUUAACAACUUUAUAUAAUCCACGUUUCUGAAUGAAUAUGAUGAAACUAGAUUGGGUAUAAUUUUCUGGGGAAAUGGUGUAAGUAUGCUUGCCAUUGGGGCAGUUUAACUACAUCACCUCCAAACCUAUUGUUUCAAUUAAUAUUAAAUGUUCAUUAUGUUCA
Hypomesus transpacificus is the source of this 5803-nucleotide messenger RNA. It is a transcript of the gene fmnl2a, whose product is annotated as formin-like 2a. Gene Ontology annotation, molecular function: small GTPase binding; actin filament binding. The record is from RefSeq and is a predicted model, not a curated record. The transcript has 26 exons. The coding region runs from base 493 to 3669 and encodes 1058 amino acids. Gene Ontology annotation, cellular component: cytosol. NCBI's taxonomy places the organism in Eukaryota, Metazoa, Chordata, Actinopteri, Osmeriformes, Osmeridae. Gene Ontology annotation, biological process: cell migration; cortical actin cytoskeleton organization; regulation of cell shape.